AUGAACGGCACAAGCGGAGCCUCGACCAACGGUCACCAAAAUGGCCACUCUUUAACAGGACCUCGGCUAUUCUCUGUCAACAAACCUCCGUCGCUAGACGAAUUCAAGAAACUCACUACACAAUCAAAGCCACUGCACUACCCGCUUGCAGCAUCAGUCGAGGCCAAUGUACCUAUAUACGACCUUCCAGAAUUCGCCGAGCUAUCUCCAGAUCAACGUUCAGCUCUUCAAGACGAAUGGUACCACAUCCUCCUCUCAGGCCCUGGGGUCUUCGUUACAAAGAAACUAUACAAAGACAACACCCUUCUUAACACAGUGAGCGAUGCCUACGCAAGUAUAAUCGACGAAGAGAAGAAGCGCUCUGGCAAGCGAGGUGACCACUUCGCCGGCUCAGGCGCAAAUGACCGCAUCUGGAACUCCUUCUCAAAACACUGCGUGCAAGACGCAAAGUCCUUUGUCGAAUACUACUCCAAUCCCUGGCUGCCACUCAUAUCCUCUGCAUGGUUGGGCCCUCAUCACCGCCUCACAGCCCAAGUCAACAUCGUUAAGCCCGGCGCAAAACCCCAGAUUUCGCAUCGCGACUACCAUCUGGGCUUCCAGGACAACGAGUCGUGCGCGAAGUUCCCUAAGGCGUUGCAAGUCGCUUCACAGUUCUUGACGCUGCAGGGCGCCGUCGCGCACUCGGACAUGCCGCUUGAGAGCGGCCCAACACGGCUACUGCCGUUCAGCCAGACGUUUGAGGAAGGCUACAUGGCGUACCGGAUUCCGGAGUUCCAGAAUUACUUCCUGGAGCAGUACGUCUCUGUCCCAUUAUCGCAAGGUGAUGGACUGUUUUUCAAUCCCGCGCUGUUCCAUGCAGCGGGGCAGAACGAUUCCAAGGAUAUCUUGCGCUCGGCGAAUCUGCUGCAGAUAUCGAGUGCGUUUGGUAAGCCGAUGGAGAUGAUUGAUACGUAUCCGCUUGUGGAGGCGACAUGGGAUGCGUUGAGGGAAAUGCAUCAGGAUGAGGGUUCGAGCGACAGGGUCAUGGCGUUUGUGGGCAACGUUGCGGAGGGGUAUCCUUUCCCCACGAAUUUGGAUAGACGGGUCCCAGAGACCGCGGGUAUGGCGCCGGAGAGCGAACAGGGCCUUCUCGUCAGAGGCUUGAAUGAGAAAUGGUCGAAAGAGAAGGUGUUGGAAGAGCUGCAAAAGAUGCGGGACGAUUCCCGUGCCUAG
Messenger RNA from Didymosphaeria variabile, 1212 nucleotides. RefSeq lists its product as uncharacterized. NCBI's taxonomy places the organism in Eukaryota, Fungi, Ascomycota, Dothideomycetes, Pleosporales, Didymosphaeriaceae. Bases 1 to 1212 code for a protein of 403 amino acids. Gene Ontology annotation, molecular function: phytanoyl-CoA dioxygenase activity. Gene Ontology annotation, biological process: fatty acid alpha-oxidation. The transcript has a single exon. The record is from RefSeq and is a predicted model, not a curated record.